Ziziphus jujuba (common jujube) is the source of this 805-nucleotide messenger RNA. RefSeq names its product V-type proton ATPase subunit G. Lineage: Eukaryota; Viridiplantae; Streptophyta; Magnoliopsida; Rosales; Rhamnaceae. Gene Ontology annotation, cellular component: vacuolar proton-transporting V-type ATPase complex. The transcript is spliced from 4 exons. The record is from RefSeq and is a predicted model, not a curated record. Gene Ontology annotation, biological process: proton transmembrane transport. Bases 165 to 497 code for a protein of 110 amino acids. Gene Ontology annotation, molecular function: proton-transporting ATPase activity, rotational mechanism.
UUUGGACUGCAAAAAGAAAAUCAGUUUGACUGCCGUUUAGACGCUCGACUCCAUAUAUAUAAGGGAUGUCCAACGAAAGUCUCUAGUCCCGUACGCUUUGCGGUCCGCGUGUCUGGAUUCGAUUCCGUUUGUGUUUCUCCGAAUCUUCGCUGCGAAAGGAAAUUAUGGCAUCUAAUAGGGCCCAAGGUGGAAUCCAACAAUUGUUGGCUGCAGAACAAGAAGCUCAACAUAUUGUCAAUGCUGCCAGAAGUGCAAAAACGGCUAGACUGAAACAAGCCAAAGAAGAGGCCGAGAAGGAGAUUGCUGAAUAUCGUGCCCACGUUGAGCUUGAAUUCAAGAAGAAACUUGCAGCGAGCAGUGGAGAUUCAGGAGCUAACGUGAAGCGACUUGAACAAGAAACGGAUGCUAAGAUUCAUCACUUGAAAACAGAAGCUGCAAGAAUAUCAAAUGAUGUUGUCCAAAUGCUACUGAAGCAUGUGACAACUGUGAGAAACUAAGCCGGCUGGUGGUGAACUUGAAGGAUGCUAUUCAUUUUUCCCUUCAUCGUGGCCCUUCAACGUCAUGUUUGAUGUGGAUAGGGCAGGUGUACUUGUUAUUUGGCAUUUUGUGGGGCACUUCUUAGCAAAUAACUCAGUGUCUACUCUUUCAGAACAAUAAUUUGUCAUAAAUUGUAGUCAUUCCAACUUUUAAGUGAUUCAAUAGCUGUUUGUAACUAGAAGUGGCAUCUUGUCUUGUUAUUGAAGAAGUGAGAAAGUGAUUACUCGUUUUCAAUGUGAAACACAUGAAUAGUUGCUUGCUUUUGUUA